Messenger RNA from Calliphora vicina (urban bluebottle blowfly), 1847 nucleotides. RefSeq lists its product as uncharacterized. Lineage: Eukaryota; Metazoa; Arthropoda; Insecta; Diptera; Calliphoridae. The record is from RefSeq and is a predicted model, not a curated record. Gene Ontology annotation, cellular component: nucleus. The transcript is spliced from 2 exons. The coding region runs from base 1 to 1674 and encodes 557 amino acids. Gene Ontology annotation, molecular function: DNA binding.
AUGUCCAGAAAAAAGGUAACAUCUUUAUCAAUAAAAGAAAAAAUUCAAAUAAUUAAAGAAAUUGAAGAACAACAGAUUGCAAAAAAAAGAAUUUGUUUAAAAUAUAAAUGUGAUAUUUCAACUGUAAACCGUAUUUUAAAAAGGAAAGAUGAAAUUUAUAAAGCUGCUGGUACAACAAAUUUAAAGCAAAAAAGAAAUCGAAAAGGCCUCCAUGAUAAUGUUGAAAAGGCACUGAGACAAUGGUUUGAUCAACAGAGAAGUAAAGGUGCUGUUGUAAGUAGUAUGGCACUCCUGAAAAAAUCUAAAGAGUUUGCAGUAGAGCUAGAAGAAGACUUUGAGCCAGACAAAAAUUGGCUAUUUAGGUGGAAGAGACGUCAGAAUAUUAAAAUUCGUCCAAUUCACCGGGAUUAUAUACACUGCUAUGGACAUUUAACUGAAACCGAAAUAAUUGAUGUUAUCGCCAAUGACAACUCAGAUAUUGGCAUAGAAAAUGUACCCGAAGAUGAUGAAGGCGAUGAGGAGCUACCAACAGAAAUGAACUUAAAAUAUGAUACUUUUAUAAAACAAGAGUUUUUAAAUGAUGAAGACGACCUACUAACAACUUUACCUAGGUCAAACUUAAAUAUACUGGUUAAAAAUGAACCGAUCUCAGAUGACAUUUCACCAUUGGUAACGAUAAAAACUGAAGAAUUCUUGGAAGAACCAUUAAUAAAGGAAGGGGUAACAGUUAAAACUGAAAAUCAAUUAACAGCAUCCGAAAACAGUUUUAUAAUCUAUGAAUUGGAAACACCGCCGCCAUCAACUCGCACACUACCUCCACAAAUCUUACAAAAUGAUAAACAAAUAAUUACAGAAUCAAAACAAAUAAGUCCGCAAAUGCAAGUCUUAUCUAUACCACAACAUAAUCAACUGGCCAUCAAUACAAUUCCAGCAGUAAAAUCCCAUUUGCAACAUAUACCCAUAAGCAAUAAAACAGUACCUGCAGUAACAUCAUCCCCGCCAAUUUUAUUAAAUUCUCAAUUCAGAAAACGUCAUAGGGUGAUAUUACCAGCAAACGCUAUACAUAAAAAAACACGUUACAAUAUUGACAGUACUACCACUGAAUCAUUAGCCACACAAUCUGUUAAAAGAGAUCCUAUGAGUUCCACAAAAACUUUAAAUAAAUGUCGAUUAUUAAAUACAGGAAGCAGAAAAAUUAUUAAUCAUUAUUUAAUUAAACCUAAACGCAAUCAAAGCCAACAGGAGGAAUCGCCCAAAAUCUUAGAUAAUGCUUUAACACAAGAAGACUCAACUGAAAAGUCAAACCCUCUUAUAGAAGAACCAAUUAUAGAACCGCAAAUUGAACAAACAUCAGGAAUUACCACACAAACUGAAAUUAAUCCAUCAUAUUCGUUAAUAACGCCUGCAAAAACAGAAAAUUCAUUAAUUCUUCCAAAGGAAACAAACGAUGAUCCUCCUGUUAUGCCUGAAUUGAGAGUGAAAUGUUUAUGCAGCUUAACCGCUAAUAGUGAUACCUCAAUGGACACAACUGAUUUAAAGGCUUUCUUUCAAGAAAUGUUUGAAAAGACCCGACGUCUCAGUAAAAAACAUCAACGUCUAGUGAAAAUGACUCUUUUGGAAGCUGUAUCAGAAGCUGAAGAGUUAAUGGAACAAGGCAAAUGUUGCGGUUUUUAAUAAUGAUAAAAUAUUAAUUAAAUAAGAGAUAGAAAGUUAUCACAGAGAACUCAAUUGGCUAAUAACUGUUAUUAUUUUAAAACAAUUCUAUAAUUAUUAUAUUUUUACAUAUUAAAUUGAAGAUAUUUAAUUUACAUUAAAUAAAUAAACAAUUUUUAAGUUUUUAAAGUAAA